Molecule: messenger RNA, 1596 nt
Organism: Lathyrus oleraceus (garden pea)
Lineage: Eukaryota; Viridiplantae; Streptophyta; Magnoliopsida; Fabales; Fabaceae
Exons: 3
Coding region: 1-1596 (531 amino acids)
Source: RefSeq, a predicted model, not a curated record
AUGUCUCAACAAUCCAACUCUUCUCCUUCCAAGAACAUGCAUUGGUCUCCUAGCGUUGAACCAAGAAACCCUAACAGAGAAGAUCCUGUUGCUGACUUUGUGAAUACCCCACAUGCAAGAAGACCUAAAGAAACUGUAUCAGGCUUCUCCUCAUCCAUCGUUCUUGAGGAACGAACCAAAGAAGGUUCCAGGUAUGUUCACAAUGCCAUUGCCACUAUAGUGACUGGAAUACUGUCUGGAAAUCAUGAGGUCCCUAGGGUUUCCAUUCCCUUAAACACUAUUGAACCUGAUAGUGUUGCUGAUCAAGAAAAUACUGAGUCUUUAGGAAAGAAUAUCUCUGAUGAUGUUGAGCAAACUGAUGCUCAUAAGGAGUCAAAUGUUGACAAACCCUUAGAUAAUGUGGCUGGUGAGGAAGUUCAUGUCACUCAUGAUGUCAAUGACAACCCUAACUGUGAGGCUGAAACAGUAGACCUGGAGGAAUUUUCUAAUAAUGAGUUGUUGUCCUCUGUCCUCCCUAGCAUAGCCAAAAGGGUUAGAACUAGGAGAGAAAAGAAAAUUGUGGCUCAAAGGUCCCCCAGAAAGAAGAUUGAUGUUCCAACCUCUUCAAAGACAACGGUGGCAGUCGAGAGUUCCCUCAAGAGGAAAGUUCAUGGUCCAACCAAAUCAUGGAGCAAAGUGGUGCCCAAGAAAAAGAAGACCAAGUGGAAAUAUGUUUAUCAGAAGAGGCUGGCUUUGGAAAGGGAAUUAGCUCAGAAUGUCCUAGACUAUAAGAAUAUUAUGGAUCUUAUUCAAGAGGUUAGUUUAAUGAAGAAUGUGACUCAGUUUUCAAAGUGCUAUGAGAUGUUGGUAAAGGAAUUUAUUGUUAAUUUGUCUGAAGAAUGUGCUGAUGGCAAGUCUAAGGAAUUCAGGAAAGUGUAUGUGAGAGGCAAGUGUGUAAAUUUCUCUCCUUCAGUGAUCAACAAGUAUUUGGGAAGGCCUGAUGAAGCUCAACCUGAGCUUGAGAAGAUUGAAGCUGCUAACUGGGUGCCCACCAAUCAUAAAUCUACAGUUGUUGUAAUGCUUGGAAAGUUUUAUUAUGUUGUUGGAACCAAAGCCAAAUUUGACUAUGGCUCCUAUAUUUUUGAUCAAACUUUGAAGCAUGCAGGAAGCUUCAGUGUGAAGGGUCCUAUAGCCUUUCCUUCUCUCAUCUGUGGUAUUGUUUUGAAUCAGUUUCCAAACAUCUUAACUGAGAAUGAUUCUGUGAAGAAAAGAGACAACCCUAUGUCUUUCAAUCAUAAGUUGUUCCUAGGUACCCAUGUCCCUGACAUUGUCAUGACAUCAGGUGAGACAUCACGUGUAAGCAAUCAGUCAGGUAAAGCUGCUGUCAUUGCAAUGCUCAAAGAAACCUACAGGGAAUUAGAGGCAAGGAAGUUGAACUUGGAAAAAUUGAUUAGCUCUUUGGAGAUGACUGAAGGUGAUGUGCUAGCUGAUGGUGGAGAAUUUGGUGAAGCUGCUGCUGUUGCAGAAGAAGCUGAAAGACAAGGUGAAGAGGGAGAAGCAGAUGCCAGUCCUGAUGAUGGCACAGAUGAUGAUGCUGACUCUGAGUCAGAUGACUAG